Molecule: messenger RNA, 1870 nt
Organism: Melanotaenia boesemani (Boeseman's rainbowfish)
Lineage: Eukaryota; Metazoa; Chordata; Actinopteri; Atheriniformes; Melanotaeniidae
Product: ankyrin repeat domain-containing protein 10-like
Exons: 6
Coding region: 57-1142 (361 amino acids)
Molecular function (GO): protein binding
Source: RefSeq, a predicted model, not a curated record
CUAAACUAGAAGUCGCAGAAAGAAAUAUCACAGUCCAGCACUUUAUUAGUUUUCCUAUGUCUGUGGGACUAGAACCCGGUUUCUGUAGCGAUGAGGUGUUUUUUAGCCAGUUUCCCGUUCACCGCGCCUGUCGGGAUGGAGACGUAGCCGCUUUGAUCUCACUGUUGCAGCAACUGUCAAACGAGGGUCAUCUGACGGCUGAGGACUCCUGCUAUGGAUGGACCCCACUGCACUGGGCUGCUCACUACGGACAGCUGGAGUGUUUGGUGCACCUGGUGCAGAUGGGAUGUGAGGUGAACACAGCGACCAGCCGCUUCAACCAAACACCGACACACACUGCUGCAUUUGGAGGACAUCCUCACUGCGUAGUGUGGCUGACUGAGGCUGGAGCUGACAUCAACAAGCAGGACUGUGUUGGUGAGGCUCCCAUUCACAAGGCAGCCCGCUCAGGUAGCUUGGAGUGUAUCCAGGUGCUGAUGAUAGCAGGCGCUAAACUGCAGUUAAGGAACGCCAGUGGGCAGACGGCAGCAGAUCUGGCCCACGCUCACGGCUUCCACGACUGUUUCUGCUUCAUCUCUGACGGCCGCACUCACCUGCAGCCGCUCGGCGGAGUCCACCUGAAUAUUGUGCCAGACGGAGAUGGCUGUGGUCAGGGUCUGCUCAGCAGGAAGAGGCCACUGACCGCCACAGAGCCUUGUCACGUGAAAAAAGCCAGGAGAGCUGAGGCUGUGACGGUGCAGAUUCAGAGCAGCUCUGGGGAGGAGGUGGAGAACAUGAACCUGGAGCUCAGCUCAGAUGACAACACCAAAGCAGUCAUGAAUGGACGCCAUCACACACUCCCACCAACUGAGCUAGCCGAUAGCCUCGCCUCACCACCGUCACCUCCAGGAGGAACACCUCCUCAGCGGGCUUCAGCUGAAAUGUGUGGCUCGCUGCAUCUGACCGAAAGUCCUAGCAGCUCCAUAUUCCACCGGCCUGAAUGGUGGAGGCCGACAGGAGCAGACUGCGGAGAUUUCCUGCACUACGGACACCACCACGGCUUCGGAGACACAGCGGAGGACCUGAGCGACAGCAGCUACCUCCUACACAACGGCUACAAGCAACCAGCAGCCAGCACCAUCAACCUCUAUCACGGAUCAUGAGCGUCCUGCAAGUUAGGGAAAGAUUACCCAUCAGUAUUUUUGGAAGUAAUCCUUUUAUGCCAUUUAAAUAUCCAGGAAAUGUUAAUCCCGUUUCUUUGAAAUCGACCUGACUUUAAUAGCUUUAUACUGCACCGCAUGGCCUUCAUCAGCAGGUGUGGAGCUGGAGGUAGAAAGAUCAGGAACAUCAGAUUAUUCAUUCCCCACCAAAGAAAGAAAAACGUGUCCCUAAACAAUUCAAACGGUCUUAAUUGUGUGGUGAAAAUAUGUUGCUGUAAUUUGGAGCAACUAAAUCAAUGUUCUAGUUUAGAUGGUGAUGUGAAUGACCAGGGAAAUAAAUGGAAAGUUGAUUUAUUAAGGGAAAAAAACAGGACAAAAAAAAACUGAUUACUUUUUCUUUUUGUGAUCAGGUACUUCUUCUGUAUUAACGUAGAUGAUUGUACUGAGGAUGAGUUUAUUCAGAAUCGUAGCAUUUUUAGUCCUUUCUGAGCACUGACACUGAAAAGUCUGGAUCUACCAAAGGGAAUAUUUGAUAUGUUUGGAUAAGUUCUGACCUGAAAUAACGUGUUAUUUAUGCUCUGGAGCAGGUGAACGCCUUUACUCUAUUGAGCUGUUCUCAUGCUUUUGUAACGCUAACGUGAGGGAAUGUGAAUGUGUGCCGAAACCUGCCUUAUGAAGCUAGUUUUCUACUUUGUCCCGGUUUGUUAAAUAAAACUAUUUUACCUUUUUAA